AUGAAGGAAUCGUCCCCGGCCGACUCCUCCGCCGCAGGAUCUCCGCUGGAGAUCUUCCCCUGCCGCAUCCGCCGCCGCCGCCACCGCCGCUCCCGCUCUCGCUCCCUCUCCACCGUCGCCGCCUCCUCGCCCUCCCUCUGCUCCUCCGCUGUCCCCUUCUCGUGGGAGCACCGCCCCGGCAUCGCCAAGAACCCCAAGGCGCCCCCCGCUGCCCGCCCCGCCCGCCCCGCCCUCCCGCGCCCGCCACCCCUCCGCUCCCUCCCCGUCACGGACUGCCCGGCCGCCGACCCGUUCGCCAUCGCCCUCGCCGAGUGCGCCAAGGGCCCCCCGCCUGCCGAGGACGACGGCGCCGACGACAGAUGCAGAGUCGCGGUCGCUGUCCGGCGGAAGGUCGCGGCGCUCGUCGGCUGGUUCGCGCUCUUCGACUUGUACGGCUCGUGCAAGGCCGCGGGGUCCGUGGCGGGCGCGACGCUCCGCAUUCCCCGGCCCGGCUCAGGGAGGAGCUGA
Musa acuminata AAA Group (dessert banana) is the source of this 507-nucleotide messenger RNA. RefSeq lists its product as uncharacterized. Bases 1 to 507 code for a protein of 168 amino acids. NCBI's taxonomy places the organism in Eukaryota, Viridiplantae, Streptophyta, Magnoliopsida, Zingiberales, Musaceae. The record is from RefSeq and is a predicted model, not a curated record. The transcript has a single exon.